AUGGAGCCUUGUUUACCAGCAGUUUCUCCAACAACUGCCAGUAUGACCUCCAAGCAUCUCUACCAGACCCCGCUCGACAUGACAAAACCCGAGAUCAGGUUACUCGAGGUGAUAGAGGACAAAGAUGCCAUUAGGUGCAAACUAUACACUGCCACCUUCGACAGCACGCUCCGCUUUGCUGCAUUAUCCUACGUUUGGGGUGAUGCAGCUGAUACAAAAAGCAUCGAAAUCGAUGGUGUCCAAAUGACCGUCUCUAGAAGCCUCUCAAACGCCUUGAAGCAUGUUCGGAAAUACUGGGCAUACGAAUUUCCUGAUACAGACCAAUCUGAGUUUAGGAUUUGGGUCGAUGCCGUGUGUAUCAACCAGUCCGACAAAGUAGAACGCACUGAACAAGUCAAGCUCAUGCGUGCAAUCUACUCCUCAGCCGAUCUCGUCCUUGGAUGGCUCGGUGCAGACGACAAUGAGAAGAUCAUAAGAGCAAUUUGCACAAUUACCACUAUUGGAAAUGUUUUUCGAGGAGCCAAAUGGGACGUGGAAAAGCUGAAGGACCUCAAAUGGCUAAAGAGAUCUGGUCUUGUCGACGAGCCGGCCUGUGACAAAUACUGGCAGUCACUCAACUAUCUUGGAGGUUUGGCCUAUUGGCAACGCGUGUGGAUCUUGCAAGAGAACAUUCUGGCCUCGACACUUUUCUACAUCACGCCCAACAUGUCGAUCGAGUACGGCACGUUGAUGAACACAUGUACCAUGUUCGACAUUCUAUCACAGACGUUAAUUGAUGAACGCACGAACAAACCCGAUUUCGUUCCCACCCACAUUUGGUACAUGUUUAAUCCACCGAAACACACCGGAUUCAUUUCACUAAGAAACAUUCUUCGCUUUGGCACUGCAAGAGUUCUUUACUCGAGUAAAGCGAAGGAGGACGACGUGGAGGAGCAGCGGCAGAUUGAUAUCACUCUUGCGCAAUAUGCCAGUUUGCUUCAGGCAACUGACCCUCGUGACCACGUUUAUGGACUCCUUGGUUUAAGUUCACUACCGAUCAAGCCUGACUAUACAAAAGAAGUGAGAGAAGUAUACAUUGACUACUGUCGUGCAAUUUUUGAUAAACAGGAUGGGAAAACUAAGAAAGACCUCGUGUUUCUUCGGGAUGGUGGUGCCGGCGUCUUCGACGAUUCUCUCGAUAUACCAUCAUGGGCACCGCAGCUUCCGUUGAGGGCAUCUGGCAUUCCCACCCUGAUGUUCGACGAAAAGCUCAGUCUCAUCGAUAUUGUGCUACGUCUACCACCUCCAAGGAUCUCCGGUGGGGUUCUAAGCCUGUGUGGCAUACGACUGCAGACUCUGAAGAGCAUCGGAGGGCAUCCAGAAAUCCAGAAUCUCCAGAAAGGUGGCAACGCUUUUGACUGGAUACAAGACUACAUCAAGCGCAUACCAUUUUACGCAACCAAGAUUCCGUCUAUUUGGGCGCUGUUCCUAGUCGUCAUGCGAAUGCAUAGACUGGUGACAGACACGCCUACGCUGCUACUGCUGCAGAACUUCAUCGCGCGACUGAAUCUUGACAUCCCAGUGAGUGAUAGAAAGAAAAGUGGUAUUCCAAAAUACUACCAGACUCCAGAAAUUGACGGGCUUUCUGUGAUGAUGUGUCUUGACGGCGGGAAUAAUCCUCAGCUCGCAACGUGUAUCUCCCCCCUGCUAGGAUUAAAAGAAUUGGAUCACUCAAGCUCAAGUUCUGGAACAGCACAGCAAUCAGCGUCAUUUUCUUUCACAGACCAUCACGAGGCGUUGGAAGCCAGGACAUUUGAAACUAAUUCGCGACUCAUCUUUACACUUAAACGAAACUACAACACCAGAAUCUUUGAAACAGAUCAAGGUUAUCUGGGCUUGGGGCCACAGGAUUGCCGAAUUGGGGAUGUUAUUUGCUUAAUUGAUGGCUACCAAGAUCUUGUCCUGCUUCGCAAGCGUGGUGAGCAGUUUGUGUACGUUGGGCCGUGCAUGGGAUAUGGACUCUCAGAUAUGUAUAUUAAGCGACGGGUAGAGCUUGGAGAGGUGGUAGUUGAAGAUUUCGACAUAGUUUAG
Messenger RNA from Fusarium sp. VM40, 2070 nucleotides. The record is from the annotation of a GenBank genome assembly. Lineage: Eukaryota; Fungi; Ascomycota; Sordariomycetes; Hypocreales; Nectriaceae.